Silurus meridionalis is the source of this 1977-nucleotide messenger RNA. RefSeq lists its product as uncharacterized. The record is from RefSeq and is a predicted model, not a curated record. Bases 219 to 1787 code for a protein of 522 amino acids. Lineage: Eukaryota; Metazoa; Chordata; Actinopteri; Siluriformes; Siluridae. Gene Ontology annotation, molecular function: protein binding. The transcript has 13 exons.
CCCAUUGUUGAUUUCCGGUUUCCACGUUUACACUCAAUCCCUUGUACAGAGUGGAUCUAACAGCAACAUCAGGCCAGAUGCGAGUCCAGUGCACCGCUGUCCCCGGGGCUCCAGUGGACGGACAUUUCCUUUAAUAUUAUUUCAAGAUCACUUGCACGACCACGAGUCCAUUUCAGGGAUUUUUUUGAAGGACAGAAAGAAGUGUUGGAGGUCUACAGAUGGGGGAGGUGAGGAAACUGCAGAAGAAGUUGAGGCAGAUUGAGAAUCUGGAGUUGAAAGUUUCUCUCACCCCUGAAGAAGCAGUGAAGGUCUCGAAGAAGGAGGAGCUUCGCAGGAGAUUGGCCGAGCUCCUGCUGCAACUUUCUGGCCCCCAGCAAACCCAAUGUAUUGUGGGUGAAGAGGAGGAUAAAAUGAAAAGACAAAUCGACAUCCGAGCAGAGCAUCACCCAAAUUCUACUCCAGCUGCGAAGCUACCACGAGAAGACCGCCAGAAGAAAGAGGAUAAGUCAGAAAGUCGAACUGAGGAGGAUAUAAAAGAGAAAGAGGGCGGAGAACAAAGCCAGAAGCUCCCAGACCCAGAUGCUGAAUUCACCUCUUUCAAAGCAUCAUGGGAAAAGGCCAAGUUUCGCCUGAGGACUCUAAAAGGGCACAGUGACAUCAUUACUUGUGUAGCUGCUGUGGACAAUCUUGUGAUUUCUGGCAGUCGUGAUACCACAGUAAAGGUGUGGCACGUUCCCACGGCAACAGAGCAGCGCAAUCUCGGGGGUCACAGUGGUGGCGUCACUUGUAUUAGUACACCACCUGCAGAACACUGCAGGAAAUUAGCAUCUGCUCUGCAUCUGUCUGAGAAGGAAAGGUUCAUCAUAAGUGGCUCCACCGACUGCUGUGUACGAAUAUGGACUCUGACUUCUGGCCAGUGCGUGAAAUCGAUCUACACGUUUAACGCUGUAACAAGCCUUUGCUUCAUAGCGGAGUGGGAGGGCUACAUCGUGACAGGCUCAGAUGCCGGGAAGCUGCAAGUGUGGGACUGGCUCUCUCAGGAGAACCGUCAAUCAGUCAACGCGCACCUGGAUGCUGUCACGACAUUACAGUCCCAGGGUCCUCUGGUGUUCAGUGGCUCAACCGAUGGGAGCGUGUGUGUAUGGGUGGUAUGUGACCGAGCAGCGGACCCCCUUAACCAGCUGCAUCAGUGGGGUUCAGAGGUCACUGGUUGCAGCAGGGUCGAUGAGGUCAAUGGGAGUUUAAGACUGAGCGCCCGAGGCGACCACGUCUUUCUGGCCAAUGGGAGAUCCAGUAUUCGUGUGCUUAACUGGAGAACAGGCACAAUGAGGCGACUGACCAAUCACAGCAGCACUGCUGGUGUCACGGAUUGUGUCAAUCAAAUACCAGGGGUUCUGAUUGGCUCAUGCUCUGACCUCGCCAGCGGAGACAAUACCCUAAACUUGUUUUCUCUUCCACAGUGUAGGUACCUCGUCUCGCUCACCAGCUCGGAUGUACCACGAAUUCUAUGUUUUGCUUGGUGGCUCACACCAAGUGGGGGUCAUCGCUGGGUCACAGGAGGCUGUGAACUCACAGUUUGGGAACAGCUUCCAGGAAAUGUAAAAAAAAGAGGUGACGUGAACGCGAGACGAGACAGCCGAUUGGACGGCCUACUCGCUGAAUCUGACGGAGACUCCCAGGAGGAGAGUGAGGCAGAUGAUGAUGAAGACGAAGACUCAACGGCGAACGAUGCACCAGAUGCAGAAGAGGUCUCAGGAUCGUCGUGGCUACGCUGCGUCCUCCAGUGAAAGAAAGGACGGAAUAAGGACAGAGCGAAAGAGAGAGAAAGAUCGAGAUAGAGGAAGGAAGAGCUAGAACGUGAGGUGUGAAGUUUAACAGAUUGAGCGAGUGGCAGCAGGGCAGAGAGCGCGGGUGGACACCAGCAUGUUCUUCAUGUAAAUGUUGCAUCAUGGAGCCAAUAAAAGUGCCAUACCAUGA